CUAAACAGCACUGAGACAUAUCAUUACCUCCUACUUCGAAUAUUUUCAUUUAUUACCAGGUUCCAGCAACAGUUUUUCAAACCAAACCAAAGUAAAUCAUUAACCAGAAUGCACGUCAUUUCCAUUAUUUCUGCUUGAGUCCUCUUGCGAUUCCUUUGAGACCAGAAACGUAUUGUGAGAUACAGUGGAAAAUCUGGGGCAUGGUUCCAAAGACGUGUCCAUCGCAUUUUCCUAUUGUGCUACUGAUGUAGGUUCCAGGAGGUUUCAAAAUUCUCAACGAUGGGCUAACAAUGUUUUUUAUCUGAACUGGUUUUGAUUCAGAAGCACAAUUUUGAACCUGACAUAAGAGGAAAUGCCCUCAUACAUCAGUCUCCGAUACGUACACUACUGUUCAGUGUUUCAUUGCUAAUUGAUCAAGGUUGCCCAGGCAAGAACAUUGUGAUACUGUGAGAGAGUGCUGCAUUAUCUUUGUUCAUAAUGUCUUUGAGGAGAAAACGAAAAGUAUUGUGGCUUGGUUUAAUAGCAUCGGCUUGUGUGGUAGUUCUCAAAUGGCAGGCUGGGAUCACAGCAACUGAAAAGAAUCAUGAAAGAGAAUAUCGUACUUUGGUCCCUCAUGCAAGCAGACAUGUGACCAAAAUUUCUCCGUGUUUACCAAAUAAAAGAUAUGCCAACCAAUCUUCAAAGCUACCCAAGAUGUAUCAGAACUUCCUGGAAUAUAGACACUGUCGGACUUUCCGAGCUUUGCUGAAACCAAAGGGAUGCUCUGAAGAAUUGUUUUUAUUAUUAGUUAUUAAGUCUAAAGCACCCAACAUAGACAGACGGGUCACAAUCCGACAUACAUGGGGAAAAGCAGGAGUUAUCAAUGGAGUUGAAGUCAAAUUGGUUUUUUUGUUGGGCAUUACAGAAAAAUUCCAAGGUCAGCCCCUGCAUCAGUCAGUGGUAACUGAAUACAAACUGUAUGGUGACCUCCUUCAAUGGGACUUCCAGGACAGUUUCUUUAAUUUGACAUUGAAAGAGAUCCAUUUCCUCAGAUGGUUUGCUGCAGAUUGUUACUCAGCAAAAUUUGUCUUAAAGGGAGAUGAUGAUGUCUUUGUGAAUACAUUCAAUGCGAUUGAAUAUCUCAAGGAUUUUCAUCCAGAUCAUGACCUCUUUGCUGGGCACAUCAUUAACAAUGCUAUUCCGAAAAGGAAUAAGAAAAUCAAGUACUUCAUUCCCAACAUCAUUUAUGAAAAUAAAUCAUAUCCUGCCUAUGCUGGAGGUGGUGGGUAUGUAAUGUCCAGAAAAACUGUGUUACGGCUGCAUCAGAUUGCAGCUAACAUGGACGUUUUCCCAAUAGAUGAUGUGUUUGUUGGCAUGUGUUUGUUGCAAUUGGGGUUAACUCCAACUUCACACAUUGGCUUCAAGACACUUGGUGUACCUAAAGCAUUUAACUUUGAUCCAUGCUUGUAUAACGAUCUCAUAGUGGUGCACAAACUAAACCCAGCACAGAUGUGGAUUAUGUGGAGCCUUGUGAAUGACUCAAGCUUCAAAUGUGCUAAAAAAAAGGGAUAAGAACAGCAGCCACAGAAAACUGAAAUUCAAUUUGAUGUAACCUCUGAAAAUACUGCUGAAAUAGCAGAGUGCUGAGAAAGUAGGGACCAAGUUUUAUAAGAUUUGUGAUAUAAAGUGCAGAUGAUAGCACAUAUGAGGCACACAAAGACCAAGGAUGAGAGGAGACAAAAAGACGUUUGUAUAUUGAUAUGUUUCACAUAUGCUGUACACUUUGUGGUAAUAGGAUCAGUGUCAUUCUGUCAUUUUAAAGCUAACACUGUGAUUAGCUGUUCCUAUUGUAUGUGCUCCUCCAGUCAAAAAGAAUUGGACAUUCUAUCGGAAACUGAAGAAAGGUCUUAAAAAUGUAUAACACAAACACAACAUACUAUAGGCAUUCAAUAAGCCAUUGCAUUUGCUUGAAUGUAACUGUGUAACACAAGUGGAUUCUUUUGCAUUUGUACAUUUCCCACAUGAAAAGAAUGUACAGAGAGUAUCCUAGAAUGCUUUUGCUGUUCUCCUCUUUACAAACUUCUUUUCAAUUUAUCCUGACAAUUUUUCUCUGAACAACAUUCAAGAGUAUAUUUCCAAAAGCAACAAUUAUUCUUGACGGUGGGUUUUGGCAGAUUGGUGCCUGCAUAAAAACAUUUCCAGUGGGUGUUUUCUCUACCUUUUCAACUCAUUACCAAUCCAGAUUUUAUAUUCUGUACCCUACUCCUGGCCCACUGUUCCCUUUUUACCCCAAAGCUUAGUAUUUUCUAUAACUCCUGUAUUCUGGUCAAGCUACCUUAUCACAAAAAUUAAGACAGUUCAAUCAGUAAUCACAAUCAGACAUGAGAGAAAAGAUACACCACUCCCACGAAAGGAAGAGAAGGAAUGAAGAUAAAAGACAAUUAGAAAAGAUGAAGUACAUGGAGAGAAAGAAGAAAAAAAUGGAGAGCAAAAGGAGUGAGACAUCAGCCACUGAGAAGCAAAAGGAAAUGACAGAAUUUAUAAACAAACAUGACGGAGAAACAAAACAGCUGUUUGUGUAAAAUGUCAGAUUUCCUUGCAAUGUGUUUCUAUCAUAAAGUACUAUGAACCGAGCCGUAUUUUUAAUUGACAAUGUUACCUCAACAACAGUAUGAUUAAAAGAGCUUCAAUGUGGAGAAGAUUAUUGAUGGGCCAUCUUAAGAUAACGGAUGAAAGAAACUCUCUAAGACCUUCUUACCAGAAACAAUGUAAUUCACCUAAAGGUUGAGGAUUAGCUCGCGUGGUGUUCAUGCUUUCUGUGGGGAUCUGCAGUGUGAGCUCGUGUAAUAUUAUGCAUGAGACACUUAUCCUUUGUGUGGAUUCAUUGCAAGCUACAUAGUAUAAAACUGCUUCCAUAUCAUGAAAAAGUGACCAAUGUUAUUCUAUACCUUUAAUUAAACCAUCACAGACACAAAAAAGCCAUCAUCUAUGCUUCCUUUCAGAAGUGAUGGUUGACAUGAUGAAGACAACUUUUUAUUCCUUUCACUGGCUCCCAUCAGUUACAACAGGAACCACUUGUCCUUUGGGAUGGUUCUAGAGACAGACUCUUCCAAUUGCUGAAUACAUUUCAGUAGAUCCAUCACCAUAAAUCAUCUAGCAUCAUGCUAAAUG
Molecule: messenger RNA, 3150 nt
Organism: Stegostoma tigrinum
Lineage: Eukaryota; Metazoa; Chordata; Chondrichthyes; Orectolobiformes; Stegostomatidae
Product: N-acetyllactosaminide beta-1,3-N-acetylglucosaminyltransferase 4-like
Exons: 3
Coding region: 478-1551 (357 amino acids)
Cellular component (GO): membrane
Molecular function (GO): hexosyltransferase activity
Source: RefSeq, a predicted model, not a curated record